Molecule: messenger RNA, 1877 nt
Organism: Paramecium sonneborni
Lineage: Eukaryota; Ciliophora; Oligohymenophorea; Peniculida; Parameciidae
Source: the annotation of a GenBank genome assembly
AUGCUGUUAAUUAAUAAUUAUUUAAUAUUUAAUGGAGCAAGAAGCCUUUCAUUAAGUAUAAAACUACAUUUUAUGUAAUUUAUAAGCAUUUUAACAGAGCGUACAUUGGGUUAAGGAACAUUCGGAAAGGUGAAAUUAGGAUAUCAUACUAUUACUGAUGAAUAUGUAAGAGAAAUAGUCAAGAAUUUAGGUUGCUAUUAAAGUACUUGAAAAGAACCGAAUUGAAAAUUAAUUUGAUUUAAUAAGAGUGUAAAGAGAAAUCACAAUUUUAAGAAAAGUUAAUCAUCCAAAUGUGAUAAAAUUAUACGAAGUAAUAACUUAAUUAAUAUAAGAUCUUAGAAUCUGAAUAAUCAGUUUACUUAGUAAUGGAAUAUGUGAGAGGUGGAGAGUUGUAUGAAUACAUAAUAAAGAAAAAAUAGUAAUGUGAAUCCUAAUUGAAAUUAGCUUACCUGAACAUAUAGCAGCACGUUUUUUUUAGUAGAUUAUUUUUGCUAUUGAAUAUUUGUACAACAAUAAUAUUACCCAUCGAGAUUUGAAACCAGAAAAUUUAUUAUUAGAUGAUAAUAAAUAAUUGAAGAUUGCAGACUUUGGAUUAAGUUUCAUCUCAUUUACAUAAGGAGAACUAUUAAAAACAGCGUGUGGUUCCCCUUGUUAUGCAGCUCCUGAAAUGUUAAGUAUAUAUAAUAAGUAAUAAAAGUUGGUAAAUAAUAUGAAGGUUGGAAAAGCGAUAUUUGGAGUUCUGGAAUAGUUUUAUAUGCUAUGCUUUGUGGAUAUUUACCAUUUGAACAUGAAAAUACAAAGGAAUUAUAUUAAUUAAUAAGAACUAGUGAUUUUGAAAAACCUGAACAUUUAUCUCCUAAUGCCAUUGAUAUGUUAACUAAGAUAUUAGUAAAGGAUCCAAAUAAAAGAUUAAAUUUUGAAUAAAUUAAAUAGCAUCCUUUUUUUUUAAUGCAAGCUCCAUUAUAAAGAAAAAAUUUAAAAUUAGAUGAUUAAAUAAUAAUUUAAAAAAUGAUUGAAAUGGGUUAUUCUUAAAAUUAAAUUACAUUCUAGUUAAAAGCUAAUAAACAUAAUACUUUAACUACAAUCUAUUUUCUAUUAUAAAAAAAGCAAAAUCAACCAUAUCGUAAAAACUUUUUUUAGAAUAUAUAAAAUAUUGCAAAUAUGAAAAUUGAUCUAAAUUAAAAGAAAUAAACUUUCGCUAAAAUUCAACCAUCUUAAUAGGGUUCUCCAAAUUUUGAUAAAUUAGAUGUAGGAUAAUAAAGAAUGAGAUAGAAAAUGAAUUAUUCCCCUUAUCUAUAAACUUAAGUUUCAUAAAAAUUUAAGAAAUUAAAUUUAUCUGUAUAAUCAAAAAGAGUUAGUAUUUAGAUUGAUAAUACUCGUUAAAAGACAUAUUCAGUUUAAGAGAAAUAUACAGAUUAUCCAUAAUUUAUAAAUUAAACUUUAUAAGAUUCUAAGUAAAUAUUGUUUAAUAUAUUUAUUAGAUUUUAAACAAUAAGGAAUUAAAAGUAAUAAGGAAAUAUAAAGUUUUAACCAAAAAAGGACAUUGAGCAUGGAUUAAAAACAGAUAUAAAUGAAGAAAUAACAAAUUAUUUCAAAGGUAAUUUGACAUAAGUAAGAUAAAGAAAUAAAACAUAACCAAAUAAAAAUGUUGAAGCUUUAAAAUUUUUUGAUAAAAAUUCUAAAUUAUAAGCAUCAAAUUAAGUAUAAUUAAAAUAAAUUAGAUUGUAUCAAAAACACCUUAAAAUUAUGGUAUUGGUUAAAUUGAACUGAGCAAGACAAGAUAGUUAUAAAAAUAAUAAAUAGAAAAUAAAUAUUCUGUAAUAAAUAAAAAAAGAAUCGAAUUAAAAAUAUAGAAAUAAUUAGGAAAUCAAUUUUGA